AACACCCUGCAAAUUUCUUUGUUUCGAAAAAGAAAGAGAAAAAGAAAAGCCACAGCAGAAGGUUAAUUGAAGAUGAUGAGUGGAGCAGGGAAGGUGGUGUGUGUAACCGGAGGUUCAGGUUAUAUAGCGUCAUGGCUGGUCAAGCUCUUGCUUCAAAGAGGUUUCACUGUCAAAGCCUCAGUUCGUGACCUCAAUGAUCCAAAGAAAACGGAACACCUGGUUUCACUAGAUGGAGCUAAGGAAAGGCUUCAUUUGUUCAAAGCAAAUUUAUUGGAAGAAGGGUCCUUUGAUCCUGUUGUUGAUGGAUGUGAAUGUGUUUUUCAUACAGCAUGUCCUGUAUUUUCUACAGUCACAGAUCCACAGUUUCAGGCAGAACUAAUUGACGCUGUAGGGAAGGGGACACUGAACGUUUUGAGGUCAUGCACAAAAGUUCCUUCUCUAAAAAGGGUGGUUUUAACAUCUUCCAUGGCUUCAGUUUCAUUCAAUAUAAGACCUCUUGCGCCAGAUGUUAUUAUUGAUGAGACAUGGUUUUCGGAUCAUGUUUUCUGUGAGGAGUCAAAGCUUUGGUAUAUGCUUUCAAAAACCUUAGCUGAGGAAGAUGCGUGGAAAUUUGCAGAAGAAUACGGGAUCGACUUGGUUGCAAUAAAUCCGGGAGUUGUGAUUGGCCCUUUGUUACAGCCAACUCUUAAUCUCACUGUGGAGUUUCUUCUAAAUCACAUAAACGGAGCUCAAACGUUCCCUAAUAAAGUGUAUAUGUUUGUUGAUGUUAGAGAUGUAGCAUUAGCACAUAUUCAAGCAUGUGAAGUUGCUUCAGCCAGUGGAAGAUAUUGUCUAGUUGGGCAUGUUGUGCACAUUUAUGAGGCUCUCAACGUUUUACGACGAUUCUUCCCCGCUUUAAGCAUUCCAGAAAAGUGUGAAGAUGACAAGCCUCCCUUGCCAAAGUACCAAGUAUCAAAGGAGAAAGCAAAAAAUUUGUGUGCUAACUUCACACCUUUGGAAGUGACUCUGAGAGACACUGUUGAAAGCCUAAAGGAGAAGGGUUUUCUCCACUUUUAGGUGACUAUGUAUUGACCGAAAUAUUGUGGAUUGUGAUUGGUAGAAGUUGUUUCAAAAUGAAACAUCCUUUAUGCUCUAGUACUUGUUCCAACCUUACAUUGUAACUUCUUUUUAAUCGCAUUUUUAUUCUUAAAAAGGACAAUCGAUCUUGUAGAAACAAGUACCAACAUGCUUUCAUGAUCAACAUGACGCGGAAAAGGAAAA
Molecule: messenger RNA, 1260 nt
Organism: Morus notabilis
Lineage: Eukaryota; Viridiplantae; Streptophyta; Magnoliopsida; Rosales; Moraceae
Product: cinnamoyl-CoA reductase 1-like
Exons: 6
Coding region: 73-1056 (327 amino acids)
Molecular function (GO): oxidoreductase activity, acting on the CH-OH group of donors, NAD or NADP as acceptor
Source: RefSeq, a predicted model, not a curated record